Molecule: messenger RNA, 732 nt
Organism: Naegleria lovaniensis
Lineage: Eukaryota; Heterolobosea; Eutetramitea; Acrasida; Naegleriidae
Exons: 1
Coding region: 1-732 (243 amino acids)
Source: RefSeq, a predicted model, not a curated record
AUGACCAGUAUUAAGAUAUCUUGUAGUAGUUUAUGUGUGGAGGAAAAUUAUGAUCACGAUGGUCAUGAUGCGUUGAUCGUGUUCGACUCAUUUUGUCUAACGAUACAGAAAUUUAAUUUACAACAAGUAUUGGAAUGGUCAUCAACAUGCAAUGAAAAUCUUCCACCACAUAUAUGGCAAAUAGAUGAAAGUGGAGGUAAAAUGGCAAUUUUUGAAAAUGAAUUACUCGUAGAUCAGUUUUUUAGGCAAGAAAUUGAUAUUUACAAUCUUAACAAUGGUACAUUGAUCACAUCAAUUUCUAUUGAAAAUCACUUUCUGUAUACUUCUGUAUGCACAUGUACAGCAAUGGCAAUUAAUGAAUAUACACGAGAAUUAAUCAUAUGUGAAACUUAUUAUACAGCAGGAAGAAUUGAAGGUCCUUACAAAAAAUUACAAUUUUUCAGAAAGGAUUUGCAUAACAAAUGGAAACAUGUGAAAACCGUUGAUAAGAGAGCAAAAUUUCAUUGUGAGGAACCAUUGUGCAUGAUAUGGGAUCGAACAGCCAAACAUUUACUGUUUGGAAAUUGGCAUAGUAUUUUUGCAUUUUCAUUGGACGGAGAGUUGGUCUCGACCAUCUCCCCGCAAGGUUUUCAGGGAUCUUCUCGUUGUUUUGGUUGUCAUUCCAUGGCUCUUAAUGACGAGACUGGUGAAUUGGUUGUGUUAGGAAAUCAAUGGGUACUCAUCUUUCAAUAA